AUGCUUUUGCAGAAUCCCAGUGCGUGUUAUAAUCUCACUGUGAAAAACCCCAAUCAAGUAUGGAAAGCCAGUGAUGUAUAUGGAUCCGAACUUCCGAGUUUGGCCUUUCAAACGUGUUGGACCUUAUUCGUCACUCGCAUUUUCGUCAUCAUUGCCAGACCAUUGCACAUCCCCAGUCUUAUUGCUGAAGUUAUUGCUGGUUUCGUGCUCAGCACAGAUUUAUUGGGGGAGAUACCGAUAAUGUUUCGCCUUCUUUUUCCCAUUCGAGGGAUCUUGAAUGUUGAAGUGUUGAGCAGUUUAGGUAUAAUCUUCUACGCCUUCUUAACUGGCCUGCAGAUGAACUUAGACAACGUCCUACGAGCACAAAAGAAGGCCUUUAGCAUUGCCAUAUCUGGUGUUAUCAUUCCAAUGGUAAUGGCAGCGAUCAUAUAUACUCUGCAUCGAAACACUUACGACGUUCAGACUGAUGAAACCGUUGAAAGUGAUCCACUUAAAGCUUGCCUGUUAUGGUCAAUAUGUCUUACAGUCACGGGUUUUCCCUUGCUCACUGAAAUCCUCGCCAGCCUCAAGCUCCUCUAUACCGAGCUAGGAAGAUCAGCCUUAGAUGCAGCCAUAGUCAGUGACUCUUUUUCUUGGCUUCUGUUUAUGUUAGUGAUUCCAUUUAUCCUUAGCGAAGGAGCUGGAGCAAUCUACACUGUGAUGGGUACCAUAGCAUUCAUCACUUUAUGCAUUUUUGUGGUUCGUCCUGUCAUUACUCCAAUUAUUGAACGAAAGACCGACCGGGAAGAAUGGAAUGAUCAUCAGCUACUGUUUGUGCUGAUGGGAACUGUGAUGUGUGCAUAUAUUACAGACCUCCUUGGCUCUGGCAUUGUUGGGGCUUUUGUGUUUGGAUUGAUUCUGCCUCAUGGGAGAUUUACUGGUCUGAUGAUGUCCGCAUUAGAUGAUGUUGCUUCUGGUGUUCUAGCACCUCUGGUUUUUGCUGGCUCUGGCAUGAGAAUGGACUUGACAAAGGCCUUCUCUCACAGAAAUUGGGCCUUUUCAGUGAUGAUUGUCGUGUUAUUAUGCACCCCAAAGAUUCUCAGCACUUUGGUUGCUACUUUUGCUUAUGGUAUCCCUAUUCGAGAUGGUUUGGGACUCGGCGUGCUGAUGAGCACCAAAGGCGUCAUGGCUUUGAUAAUGCUUAACAUUGGUUGGGACAGACAGAUUUUGACGGUCUCAUCCUAUUCAAUUCUAGUCACUGCUGUUGUUAUAAUGACUAUAGCAUCUUCAGUUGUCACCAACACUGCUUACAAACCAAGACAUCAAUUUAAGAUGAAUAAAAUGAGAACCAUACAAAAUUCAAGACUUGACACAGAACUUCGAAUUUUGGCUUGUGUGCAUAACAACCGCCAUGCUAGUAGCAUGGUGAAGAUCCUUGAAUGCUUCCAUGCCUCAAGAGUUUCCCCUCUCUAUGUCGGUGCACUUUACCUUGUUGAACUUACGAGUCGUGGCGCUUUCGUGCUCCUUGACCACAUGAGCCAACAUGUUUCCCACACAGGAACACAGUACCAUAGUCAAUCACAAGCUGAGCUCGAAGGCAUUACCAACACCUUCCAAGAAUUAGCCGAGUCAAAUGAUGCCGUUCGAGUUGAAACAUUCAAUGUUCUAUCAAGCUAUAAAACCAUUCAUGAAGACAUAUACAACACAGCAAAUGAAAAACACACUAAUCUCAUCCUCCUCCCUUUCCACAAGCAGGUCAACACAGAAGGCAGUCUAGAAAUGCUGAAUAGGGCGUACAAAGACAUAAACUACAAUGUCAUGAAAGAACCACCUUGUUCAGUGGGGAUCUUCAUUGAUCGAGGCGUAUUCUCACUAUCCAAAACGAAUUGUCGUAUUCUCAUGAUUUUCGUAGGUGGACCUGAUGACCGUGAAGCCUUAGCUAUUGCCUGGAGAAUGGCAACUUAUCCCGGAGUUUACCUCUCAUUAGUGAGGAUACUUCUAGUUGAUGAAGCUUCAUAUCAGGUGGAUAAAGAAGUUGCGUUGAAAGCCAAAGGGAUAUUGUCUAUGGCUUUGGAUAGUUCCAAGCAAAAAGAGCUGGAUGAUGAGUAUGUGAACUUAUUUAGACUCAAGGCAAUGCACAAUGAAGACUCCAUAACUUACUCAGAGAAGGAAGUUUAUGUGGGUGAGGAUAUUCCUGAAUUACUAAAUGAGUUAGACCAAGGUGAUGAUUAUCAUCUGUACAUAGUGGGACAAGGCAAAGGGAGAAACUCUGUGUUAUUCUCAGGUCUCAUGGAAUGGUGUGAUUGCCCUGAGCUUGGAGCUAUAGGAGACAUAUUGGCAUCCAACAGUUUCGGGUCUAAAUCCUCUGUGCUUAUUGUGCAGCAAUAUGGAUAUGAUGGAACCAUGUCCGGAAAUGCUGUUCAGAAACAUCCAAAUGAUCAGGAAACAAAAGAAGAUGGCUCUCAUACGCUUAUUAAUCACGUCUGA
Messenger RNA from Neltuma alba, 2466 nucleotides. RefSeq names its product cation/H(+) antiporter 15-like. NCBI's taxonomy places the organism in Eukaryota, Viridiplantae, Streptophyta, Magnoliopsida, Fabales, Fabaceae. Gene Ontology annotation, cellular component: membrane; endomembrane system. The record is from RefSeq and is a predicted model, not a curated record. The transcript has 3 exons. Gene Ontology annotation, molecular function: antiporter activity. Gene Ontology annotation, biological process: regulation of pH; proton transmembrane transport. Bases 1 to 2466 code for a protein of 821 amino acids.